AUGGUUGACCUGAUAGAGCCAGAUUUCAAACCAAAACCCAAGGACUUCAAACCAAAACCCAAGGAUUUCAGACCAAAACCCAAGGAUUUCAGACCAAAACCCAAGGAUUUCAAACCAAAACCCAAGGAUUUCAAACCAAAACCCAAAGAUUUCAAACCUAAACCCAAGGAUUUCAAACCGAAACCCAAGGACUUCAAACCGAAACUCAAAAAUUUCAAACCUAAACCCAAGGAUUUCAAACCGAAACCCAAGGAUUUCAAACCAAAACCCAAAGAUUUCAAACCAAAACCCAAAGAUUUCAAACCGAAACCCAAGGACUUCAAACCGAAACCCAAAGAUUUCAAACCUAAACCCAAGGAUUUGAAACCAAAACCCAAGGAUUUCAGACCAAAACCCAAGGAUUUCAAACCAAAACCCAAGGAUUUCAAACCAAAACCCAAGGAUAUCAAACCAAAACCCAAAGAUUUCAAACCUAAACCCAAGGAUUUCAAACCGAAACCCAAGGACUUCAAACCAAAACCCAAGGAUUUAAGACUGAUAUUCAGACCCGAAUCCUUAAAAAUUUAG
Messenger RNA from Mya arenaria, 567 nucleotides. RefSeq lists its product as uncharacterized. Lineage: Eukaryota; Metazoa; Mollusca; Bivalvia; Myida; Myidae. The coding region runs from base 1 to 567 and encodes 188 amino acids. The transcript is spliced from 2 exons. The record is from RefSeq and is a predicted model, not a curated record.